AUGUCCCACCCCCAACCCCUGCACUCCGUCCUCAUCAUCGGCGCCGGCCCCUGCGGCCUAGCCGUCGCCGCCCGCCUCCGCGAAGAGACGCCCUCGGCCAUGUUCACCGACGACGAGCACCAGCGCUACCACUGGAUCAACAAGCACCGGGGCCGGAUGGCGUUGGUGCAGGCGCACGCGCGGCGGCGGAGGGGCGUGCGGGCCGAGCGGUACGGCUCGGGUUCAGAUUCCGUGCCUGGCUUGGUUCCGUCCGGGUCCUCCUCUUCGUCAGAAUCCUCGGAUACAUCCGUAUCCGGGCAUGAGGAUGAGGAAGGAGCUGAAGAAGAGGGUGAAGCCGACGGAACGCUGGUGCUGGACGGCUCCGGCCCCCGGUGGAUGGAGAAGUGGCACCGCGCGUUCCGGACGCUGGAGAUCGAGCAGCUGCGCAGCCCCAUGUUCUUCCACGUGGAUCCGCGGGACCGCGAUGGGAUGCUGGCGUAUUCGCAGGAAGAAGACCGGCUGGGGGAUCUGUGGGAGAUUUCCGGGUGCGUGGGGAAGGAGUUGAGUAAGCAUCGGAGGAAGAAGCUGCGGGGGGGGAGGGGCAAACCCCCCACCGAGCCCGAAAUCGACGAACGAGACCGCAAGGACUACUUCUCCCCGUCCACCGGCCUCUUCGCCGACUACUGCGCCAGCAUCGUCGCGCGGUACCGCCUCGACCGCCCGGGGCUCAUCCGCCAGAGCGAAGUCACCGACAUCCAGUACGGGCACCUGCCGCACUCCGACUCGGCCACGUCCAAAGUCUUCACGGUGACCGCCGCCGACGGCACGCAGCACUACAGCCGCGCCGUGGUGCUCGCCAUCGGGCCGGGCCCGCAGAAGAUCCUCCCGUUCGCGCUGACCCCCACCGAGCAGCAGGGCGCCUGCCACAGCUCGGACAUCCGCGCGUUCCCCAGCGCCAACGUCCAGGCCAAGAUCCGGCAGCGCCAGCCCACGCACGUGGUCGUCGUGGGCGGCGGGCUGACCUCCGCCCAGGUGGCGGAUAUGGCGGUUCGGAGGGGGGUGCGCAAGGUGUGGUUGCUGAUGCGGUCGGAUUUUAAGGUCAAACACUUCGACCUCUCCCUCAACUGGAUGGGCAAAUUCAAGAACCUCGAGAAAGCCCGGUUCUGGUCCGCGGACACCGACGAGGAGCGUCUGGCCAUGAUCGCCGCGGCCCGCGGCGGCGGCAGCGUCACCCCGCGCUACCAGAAGAUCCUGAAGCAGCAUGCCGCCGCGGCGGCCCGCGGCGGCGGUGGAGGCGGACGCCUGGCCAUCCACCCGCGCACGACCAUCACCGACCGCGUCUACGAUGCUGCUACCCGCACCUGGCGUCUGAUCACCGACCCGCCCAUCCCCGAGCUGGCCGAGACCCCCGUCGACUACAUCUACUUCGCGACGGGGAUGCGGGCGGACGUCACCGAGAUGCCGUUGCUGGACCGCAUGCGCAGGGACUAUCCCGUCGAGACGAGGCAGGGCUUGCCGUGUCUCACGGAGGAUCUGAUGUGGUGCGAUGGCGUGCCGCUGUUUCUGGCGGGCCGGUUGGCGGCGUUGCGCCUGGGGCCGGGGGCGGCGAAUUUGGAGGGCGCCAGGCUUGGGGCUGAGCGGAUUGCGUGGGCGAUGGAGGAGGUUUUGGGGGGGAGGGAGGGGAGGAGUAGUGGUGGUGGUGGUGGUGGUUACGGGAGAGAGGACGAGGGUGAGGUGGUCGGGAAAGAGAAGGAGUGGUUCUGUGGGUUGGGCAAUCGGUUUGCGGGGUUGGGGGUUAUGGAUGCUUAG
Molecule: messenger RNA, 1788 nt
Organism: Aspergillus japonicus CBS 114.51
Lineage: Eukaryota; Fungi; Ascomycota; Eurotiomycetes; Eurotiales; Aspergillaceae
Product: FAD binding domain protein
Exons: 4
Coding region: 1-1788 (595 amino acids)
Source: RefSeq, a predicted model, not a curated record